Drosophila miranda is the source of this 1072-nucleotide messenger RNA. RefSeq lists its product as uncharacterized. Bases 186 to 971 code for a protein of 261 amino acids. The record is from RefSeq and is a predicted model, not a curated record. NCBI's taxonomy places the organism in Eukaryota, Metazoa, Arthropoda, Insecta, Diptera, Drosophilidae. The transcript is spliced from 3 exons.
UUUCCUUCCUUUGUGAACUAUUUUUUGUUUACGUUUUCACCGCUAUAUUGUUAGUUAAUUGUUAUAAGAGCUAUAAUUGACAGUUCGGCUGAAGUUCGCUAAAAUUAUAGCUGGCAAAGUGAUCCACAUCCCACUGAAAACAAACAAGUAGCAUUUAAUCAAGAAAACGAAAUUAUACAAUAAAAAUGGAGUCAAUUAACUUCAACGACUUCUCGCCGAAAGAGCGCUAUGAGAUAAUAAGAGCAUUCCUAAUCAAAAUGCGCAAAGCCAACUCGAUACCAAGCGCGCAGCGCUUCUUCGAACAUUACCUUCGGAAAUUCUACAAGCUUCCCGAUAUAGUGGUCAGCGAUAUUGCCUACUGCCAGCGGGCCAUGAAGACGCAUCUGGUGAUGCACCAGACAAUUUCACGCGUUUUCGACGAGCAAAUGGAUGCCGAUCCCGUCAUCAAGAACACCUACUUGCACGAAAUUGAGGACAUACUGUGCGAGAUUAAUGCCGAGUGCCAGUAUAUGCUGAUGCGCCUUCAGGACGACAUAAAUCGCUUCUGUUUGGCAUUUGCCGAGCAUGAUCUGAAACCCAACGAUCAAGUGGUAAACGAUAUUAUCAGUGGGGCUAUCGUGCCGCUCGUGGUGGCUGAAAAGGUGGCGAUCACGCCGCAAUAUGUCGGGAAGCGACCGACAGAGGAGGCCCUGAUGCAGAAGUACUUCAUCGACACUACAAUGUCUACCCCAAAAUUGCCGCUGCAUGCCUACACGACCGCAGUGGUUAAGGAGAGCCGCCUCAACCUACAGGCAGCGUUGGCCCGCACGCGCAUUCCCCAGAUAGAGAAGAGCGCCGUCAAACAAGAGGGUCCAAAGGAAGAGUUUAUGCUGUCCGUCGGACUCAUCACCCACGUGGAGAGUCAACGCAUCAGACUGUUGCAAGUAGUUAAGAAAUCGAAACGCCCCUUAUUGCCGCCAAAACAGCAAUGAGAAACACCAAUUAUGUUCUCUAUUCGAAUGCUUGUUUCCAAAACAAAUCGCUGUAUAGAAUUACGUUUUAAUUUUAAAUGACGAAAAUACUCUGGAAGGUA